ACACACGCGCGGGGGCGCUCGCUGGCGGCCGCUUCACCACCACCCCCGCGGCGCCCUCCCCACCCCACACCGCUCGGCCUCUCCGCGUGCACAAACCGCAGCGGCGGGAGCAGCAGCAGCAGCAAGACGCGAGCGAGCGAGCGAGUGAGCGAGCGCGCCCAAGUUCCCAGGCAACGGCCGUUUUAACGCUACCGGACGGGUUUAACGCUACCGUCGCAUCGCGUGCCGGUGGGGAGCCAAGACCUCAGGGGAGGGGGGCGCGCGGCAAACUCGUCCCGCGCUCGUUUGGCAAAAAGGCGAGCGGCGAUUGAGGGAAUCGGAGCGGGGAUUGUGGAGAGGCGUCCGAGCUCGCCUUGGGGUUUGUCCGCUGCGGAGGGAUCUUGGUUGCUAGGGGUGACGGGGGACCCGGGCUCCACGCAGAGGCGGCCGAACGAGGCCCGCGGCAGUGGCAGCGGAAGAGAGAUCGGAGCGGCGUCUUUCCAAGUCACUUAAAUCCAAAUUUUGUGGGGUUUUUUUUUUAAACACAAAACAAAACGCUGUUGAAAAUAUAACUAUCGCGAAUAAGCAACUUGCAGUUACAGCAUUCGAGUCGACGAUGUUUAAAAACACCUUCCAGAGCGGAUUCCUAUCCAUCCUGUACAGCAUCGGCAGCAAGCCCCUUCAGAUAUGGGACAAGAAGGUGCGGAACGGGCACAUCAAGCGCAUCACAGACAACGACAUCCAGUCGCUGGUGCUGGAGGUGGAGGGAACCAACGUCAGUACCACGUACAUCACGUGCCCUGCUGAUCCGAAGAAAACCCUGGGCAUUAAGCUUCCCUUUCUAGUUAUGAUCAUCAAAAAUCUAAAGAAGUAUUUCACCUUCGAAGUGCAGGUUCUGGAUGACAAAAACGUGCGCCGGCGAUUCCGAGCCAGCAACUACCAGAGCACAACGCGCGUGAAGCCCUUCAUCUGCACCAUGCCCAUGCGCCUCGAUGAUGGCUGGAACCAGAUUCAGUUCAACCUCUCGGACUUCACACGCCGAGCGUACGGAACCAACUACAUCGAGACACUGCGCGUGCAGAUUCACGCCAACUGCCGCGUUCGGAGAGUCUACUUCUCGGACCGCCUCUACUCAGAAGACGAGCUCCCGGCAGAGUUUAAACUCUACUUGCCCGUGCAGAACAAAACAAAGGUGUAACGGGUCCCCUCUUCCCCAAGCAGGACAACUCUUAAAGAAGCAAACAGAAUAAGACAACGAAGUGACAUACGCCGAACCCACACACCAUAUCAGCAACUGCUUGGCUGGCAAUAUACAUUAACGAUGGCAGUGUUUGAAAUGGAAUGUGAUAUAGCAUAGCUAACGCUACCUUGUUUACAUGUGAAUCUGCGAUCAUUCCCAUCGGUGUUGCCACCCCAUCACACACAUCGUCACCCUUGCGGCCAUUCAGGCUUCACCUUAUUACUACUAAUUAUUCAUUACUAACGUAACCAGGCAGUGUUCAUCCCUUGCAUUUGUAUGGUACGCUCGUAAAUUAAAUAAAGAAUUUUAUACUUGAAUACAGUAAUUCCUUUUCUUAGCUGAAGUAAAAUGUAUUUAUUAGCUCUGUUUAAAAAAGUGACGAUUUUCACACAAUUUGAUUUAGUGUACAUUGAAUGCUGCUGUCAUACACAUCAAAUGGUAACUUCACAGUAUUUUGUAAGCUUAAUGUGACAAGUGCUCUGAUUUAUGUGUUACUCCACCGAUCGACACGAAUGGCUGACUAGCCGUUUUUGUCUACAGAAAUAAACACUAUUGUCGAUUUAA
Petromyzon marinus (sea lamprey) is the source of this 1783-nucleotide messenger RNA. Its product is annotated as cilia- and flagella-associated protein 20. The record is from RefSeq and is a predicted model, not a curated record. Lineage: Eukaryota; Metazoa; Chordata; Hyperoartia; Petromyzontiformes; Petromyzontidae.